AUGCUCAGCGAGAAAGCCAAAGGGAAGCAGCGUGAAAUAGACCCGCCCCUUGAGCAGCCCUCAUCCUCGACACCGCCAGAUGAUUCCAGAGACCUUACGAUCCGGUUUACUGAGGGUAUCCCCGACUUUAAACUCACCGUCAGUCUGAAGGACACAGUCAGGGAUGUUAAAGCUAAUAUAGUCAAUGGUCUCCCCCAACUGAAAGACCGUCGGCUUCGUCUCAUACAUGCUGGGCGCCUGCUGACGGACGGAACAUUCCUUCACGAAUGGCUGACAACCCUCGAGGAGCGACAAGUCCGUGCCACUUCCCGUUCUGAAGAGCUUUUAAAGGAUGAUCAACUGGUGACGUGGUUGCAUUGUUCUGUUGGCCCCGUGAUCGAGCCUGGAGAGAGCGAAGAGGAGAAACCACAAGUUGCUCAAUUGCAACCACUGAGGGGAUUUGACAGGCUUGCUGCUGCAGGAUUCUCUGAAGAUGACAUUGCAAAUUUCAGGCGGCAGUUUCAUAGUCAAUCGUCAUCAAAUUAUCUUGACAUUGAGUUUGAGAACGAAGAAGACUAUGAUGAACAUGCGCGAGCUCUCGAAGAACAAUGGAUAGACUCCAUGGAUAACGUCAACACAGCCUCCCUUUCUUCUGCUUCCUCACAAAGUCUCAUUCUCCGCGGGAUUGUCAUUGGGUUUUUCUUCCCGAUCAUACCAUUUUUCUUCUUACGUGAAACGAAAGCCGCAGUUUUUUGGGAAGAGGGUGAGCACGAGAGUGGGGAGAGUGUCAUAUUUUCACGGCGCACACAAGUAGGAAUUGUUUUUGGAUUUUUAGUAAAUUUGCUCUUCGGGAUGUGGAGAUAUUUGCUGGACACAUCGUAG
Molecule: messenger RNA, 861 nt
Organism: Suillus fuscotomentosus
Lineage: Eukaryota; Fungi; Basidiomycota; Agaricomycetes; Boletales; Suillaceae
Product: DUF2407 C-terminal domain-containing protein
Exons: 5
Coding region: 1-861 (286 amino acids)
Biological process (GO): protein processing
Cellular component (GO): Dsc E3 ubiquitin ligase complex; endoplasmic reticulum
Molecular function (GO): protein binding
Source: RefSeq, a predicted model, not a curated record